CAGCAGCUUAGACCUGCUUCUGAUACUUCUGUGAUCACCAGCAAGCUCCUGACCCGACAUCAUGGUGCAUUUCUCUUCUGAGGAAAAGAGUGUCAUCAAUGGCCUGUGGGGCAAGGUAAACGUGGAAGAGACAGGAGGCGAAACCUUGGGCAGGCUCCUUGUUGUCUAUCCCUGGACUCAGAGAUUCUUCGACAGCUUUGGUAAUUUGUCUUCUCCAUCUGCCAUCAUGGGCAACCCCAAGGUCAAGGCCCAUGGCAAGAAGGUGCUGACUGCCUUUGGGGAAGCCAUUAAGAACCUGGACAACCUCAAGGUCACCUUUGCUAAGCUGAGUGAGCUGCACUGUGACAAGCUGCAUGUGGAUCCUGAGAACUUCAGGCUCCUCGGUAAUGUGCUUGUGAUCGUUCUGGCUACUCACUUUGGCAAGGAAUUCACCCCCGAUGUGCAGGCUGCCUGGCAGAAACUGGUGUCCGGUGUGGCCAUUGCUCUGGCCCACAAGUACCACUGAGCCCGCUCUCCAGUCCACCGGUGUUCCUGUGUGUCCCCAAUACCCUCCUUCUGCACAUGGGGACGGGGCUGGCCCUUAAAAGUAUUCAAUAAAAAUCAUUCUCUU
Molecule: messenger RNA, 610 nt
Organism: Chinchilla lanigera (long-tailed chinchilla)
Lineage: Eukaryota; Metazoa; Chordata; Mammalia; Rodentia; Chinchillidae
Product: hemoglobin subunit epsilon-1
Exons: 3
Coding region: 62-505 (147 amino acids)
Biological process (GO): hydrogen peroxide catabolic process; oxygen transport
Cellular component (GO): blood microparticle; haptoglobin-hemoglobin complex; hemoglobin complex
Molecular function (GO): heme binding; oxygen binding; haptoglobin binding
Source: RefSeq, a predicted model, not a curated record